UUUCUUCACAGCAACAUUUUGCUUCUGUCGGCAGCAUCGCCCAAGGAUCUGCCUACUUAGAAUAGCGCUGUAGCUCGGAGGUUGAAACAAAUUGAUAGAAAAAGAAAGGCGAGGGGUUUGUGCGAUUUAGUAGAGAGCGAGAUAGAGGGGAAGGGAAAAGAGAGUCAGCGAGAGAGAUACAGUGAAUCCGGGCGACCGUUAAUUUAAUUCACACCGUCAUAAUCGUGUGCGAGUGCGGGAGACGGUCGGUAACGUAUUGUUGCAACAUCCCCUCCGGUCCACCCCCGCGUGAGUCCCGGGAAUACAGGAGCGUGAAGAAGUAUCAUUUAUGCCUACUUUCGACAUGGAUCCCUAUGAUGGAGAUGAAAACAAUUAUAUGCCUCAGGAAGAUGACUGGGACCGGGAUAUGCUGUUGGACCCGGCGUGGGAGAAGCAGCAGAGGAAGACGUUCACGGCCUGGUGCAACUCCCACCUGAGGAAAGCAGGAACGCAGAUCGAGAACAUCGAAGAGGACUUCAGGGACGGACUGAAACUCAUGCUGCUGUUGGAGGUCAUAUCAGGAGAGCGCUUGGCCAAACCAGAGAGAGGGAAGAUGAGAGUUCACAAGAUCUCCAACGUCAACAAAGCUCUUCACUACAUCACCAGUAAAGGAGUCAAGCUGGUGUCCAUCGGAGCUGAGGAACAGUCUCAAUUCAUCAGGGUGUGGUCUCUACAACACAGGAGUGAGCUGGACUACUAUGACUCCCCCAGUGUGAACGCUCGCUGCCAGAACAUCUGUGACCAAUGGGAUGCCCUGGGAGCCUUGACUCAGAAACGCAGCGAGGCUCUGCAGAGAACUGAGAAGCUUCUGGAGACCAUAGACCAGUUGUAUCUGGAGUUUGCCAAGCGAGCUGCUCCGUUCAACAACUGGAUGGAGGGAGCCAUGGAGGAUCUGCAGGACACCUUCAUAGUUCACACCAUAGAGGAGAUACAGGGUCUGAGUACAGCCCACGAGCAGUUUAAAGCCACUCUCCCUGAUGCGGAUAAGGAACGCGGUGCCAUCCUGGGCAUUCACAAUGAGAUCGCCAAGAUAGUGGCCACCUAUCAUGUGAACAUGGCUGGUACCAACCCUUACACCACCAUCAACCCUCAGGACAUCAACGCCAAGUGGGACAAGGUGAGACAGCUGGUGCCACAGAGGGACCAGGCCCUGAUCGAGGAGCACGCCCGCCAGCAGAACAACGAACGUCUCCGGAGGCAGUUUGCCAACCAAGCCAAUGUCAUCGGGCCCUGGAUACAAACCAAGAUGGAGGUGAGUCUACACAGAGCAGAACCACAACUUUUAUCACGCCUGUCAUCCUCAAUCGUAUCACGCCUGUCAUCCUCAAUCGUAUCACGCCUGUCAUCCUCAAUCGUAUCACGCCUGUCAUCCUCAAUCGUAUCACGCCUGUCAUCCUCUAAUCGUAUCACGCCUGUCAUCCUCAAUCGUAUCACGCCUGUCAUCCUCAAUCGUAUCACGCCUGUCAUCCUCAAUCGUAUCACGCCUGUCAUCCUCAAUCGUAUCACGCCUGUCAUCCUCAAUCGUAUCACGCCUGUCAUCCUCAAUCGUAUCACGCCUGUCAUCCUCAAUCGUAUCACGCCUGUCAUCCUCAAUCGUAUCACGCCUGUCAUCCUCAAUCGUAUCACGCCUGUCAUCCUCAAUCGUAUCACGCCUGUCAUCCUCAAUCGUAUCACGCCUGUCAUCCUCAAUCGUAUCACGCCUGUCAUCCUCAAUCGUAUCACGCCUGUCAUCUCAAUCGUAUCACGCCUGUCAUCCUCAAUCGUAUCACGCCUGUCAUCCUCAAUCGUAUCACGCCUGUCAUCCUCAAUCGAUAUCACGCCUGUCAUCCUCAAUCGUAUCCGCCUGUCAUCCUCAAUCACAUCUCUGAAUGAUGAGAACAUAACCCUGAUUCCCACAUCUCUGAAUGUGUAG
This is a messenger RNA of Oncorhynchus gorbuscha (pink salmon), 1951 nucleotides long. Its product is annotated as alpha-actinin-3-like. The transcript has 10 exons. Gene Ontology annotation, molecular function: actin filament binding. Gene Ontology annotation, biological process: actin cytoskeleton organization; muscle cell development. Gene Ontology annotation, cellular component: cell junction; Z disc; cortical actin cytoskeleton. The coding region runs from base 329 to 1951 and encodes 540 amino acids. NCBI's taxonomy places the organism in Eukaryota, Metazoa, Chordata, Actinopteri, Salmoniformes, Salmonidae. The record is from RefSeq and is a predicted model, not a curated record.